This is a messenger RNA of Varroa destructor (honeybee mite), 3069 nucleotides long. RefSeq lists its product as uncharacterized. The record is from RefSeq and is a predicted model, not a curated record. Lineage: Eukaryota; Metazoa; Arthropoda; Arachnida; Mesostigmata; Varroidae. Gene Ontology annotation, biological process: peptidyl-serine phosphorylation; intracellular signal transduction. Gene Ontology annotation, molecular function: protein serine/threonine kinase activity; protein binding; ATP binding.
ACGAAGCACCCCAUAUGGGUGGCUGUCCCACGAACCAAACAGCCCCAAUAAAGGGUGUGGGGUCAACACGAUCGAAACUACGUAGAAUAAUUAGGCAACUGACAUAUUGUGUCAGUAAAGAUAAAACUUUAACGAACUUGAAAGGUGGCGGUGGUGGUUUAAUUGACGACGGCUGUGACACCCGCGGCUCGGAAGUACCCAAAAAAAACAGAAGUCGAUUGCCCAUUGAGGAGCUAGCAGAAAAGCGUCCCGCAUUAUUGGAAGCGCCGCUAGCGUAUCUGCAAGUGUACCUCAGUGAUGACCGCGAAAGGAACUGUCAACGGAGUCCCAUGCUGUACUUUGCACUCAACCAAUGCUCGCUUACGUACCGGUAUAUCUGCACGAAACUGCAAAAGCUAACACUUAAGGCGCCAAUGCUGCGAGACAGCAUGGCUAACCUUAUCAUGCUGCUGCAAACGAUGGGUCGUGCAUAUCCUGAGACUUCAGAACAGAUUGCAGGUCAACUGCAUAAGUUUAUAGCCAUCCUGGAGGAUCUCGAUCGGCAACUAGCUGAACUCUCCAACCUUCAGCCUAUUAACUGGCAGUCGAUUAUAGCUAUUAUCAACUCCAUGGUACAAGAACACAUUGUGAACAUAGACACCAGGUCGUUUACAGAGUUCAUUCCGUCAAUGGAUGACUUUACGGAGUCGAAGCUGUUAGGUAAAGGAGCAUUCGGUGCCGUUUACAAAGCCGUGCUUAAGAGUGAGCUUGACGUAGCAGUCAAGCUCGUACCACAGACGAAGUUUCAUACCGGCCCGACAGAUGGGACGCCGUUUAUGGACAAGAUGAUCGCCUCGAUGAUUCCGAAUCAUCCGUGUAUUUGUCGGAUAUAUUGCGCGUUCGUUGCGUCGUAUAUUGUCCCGGGAACUAGUAGCAACGAGCAAAUAAUGAAAUCGGAAACGUGUAGUAAGGUGGAAAACCCAAUGAGCGUUUCGGUUACUGUGAUGGAAGCUAUUGAUGGAGCAAACCUGACCGAGUUGCUGAAGAAAAAUGCCACACUGAGUUUUAACCUAACGCAAAUUAUCAUGCAGCAGUGUAUGAUGGCCAUUGAACACCUACAUUUUAGUGGUUUCGUCCACAGAGAUAUUAAACCAGCCAAUAUGAUGAUCACGUUUAAUGGACGUUUGAAGCUUAUCGACUUUGACAUCAGCCGCGUAUGUAUCGGGCAUUUCACUAACUCAUUCCAUGUGUCGUAUUUCUGUCGAACCGCCAUAGAGUUCCCCGGUGGGGAAAAAGCUGGUACAAAAGCAUAUAUGGCGCCGGAGGUUCAUCAGGGCAAGGCCUUUGGUCGAGCGUCAGAUUGGUGGUCAGUUGGUAUCGUGCAUUUUCGAUUGGCGUUUGGGCGACUGCCGUUUCGAAAUCAACAACUAGUGGAUCAGAUUAUUAAUAAAAGGAUUGAAUGGGACAAAUUCGGACGACCAGGGGAUACGAAGCAGGCUGUCUUAAAGAAUUAUUUAACGAAACUUCUGGUGAAGGAACCACGAAACCGAUUAGGCUCCCAGGACUAUGCCCACAUUUUCGAUCACGCAUUGUUCACAGAUGUUAAUUGGCAGAAACUACCAGAGCAAGAAAUGCGGUGCGAAGAGCUGGAUGCAACGUUUGCUGAACGUACGUCGACCAUCAACGGAAAAGAACUUCUUUCAAUGUGUCCAGCUGGAACAACUUCUAAGGAAGAUCUGCUUAGAUUAAAGAAUUUAGCCGAUAACUGUAAAGAACAUGUACCUUUGUUCACUUUUGCGUCAAAGUAUAUCAAACAGCUGAUUACUGGCGAUCCGGAUGUGGGAGAUGCUGAUGAUUGUCCCCGAUGGCGGCAUAUCACCGACCUAAAAAAAUCUGGUGACGACACGUCUGGCGGAACAACAAUGGCUGACAACAGACAAAAACGAGACCCAGUUCAGGUCAUCAUCCAGGAGAUUUACGGAUCUAACAGGAUGUGCAUGCGUCAACGGCGACCUAUUACACUUCGGCGACUCUUAAGCGAAGAUGGCAUGUUCCGUUUCCUCGUGGGCGAGAUAGCUGCGGAAACGAAAAUCGUCAGCGACGCAAAACUAUAUUACGGCGAUCUUGUGCUAGAAAUUGAUAAGACGUCACUAACGAAUUUACCAGAGCAUCGAGUUUCGCAACUGCUCGCAAAGAAAGGGGCACCCUUGGUGCUGUCUGUAGCACAAGGCAACCCGUUCCGUGAUGCUGGGGAGGCUACGUUCAAUAUGUCGCAACUACUAUUUCGAUACAAGCCACUGAAACUUACGAUUCGAGGUACGUUGAAGUCAAGUAGGUGCCAAUGUUUUAAAACGGCACAAAUUCAACACGGCUUCACGCUCUCUUUGAAAAAAGUUUACUCGACAGGUUCGGUAGAGCUCGUAUGGUUCGUAGACAGCCACGAGGUGUCCCUUCAACGGACUGGAACACCAGCUGAGAACCAUCAGGCAAAUAAGAAAGAAAACGCUAAAGACGACAAGGACACGCCGAAUAUUUACACAGGCGAUAUCGUAUUGGCUAUCAACAAUGUGAAGUUAGAGCAGCUUGUCACCGAACCAGACAAAAAUGUCCUCGGCCUAGUAGGCAAUAUGUUGAUGGAUAUCGAAAUCCUGCCCUGUUCGCCUAUCAGGGUCAGCAAUCUGCCUAGGAGCCCCGGAAACGUCUAAGGCCAUCUCGCCGUAAUAGGGACUGACGUUAGAUCUGCUCCGUUACUCCGCGUUUCUGUUAACUGAGCUAAGGUAACUUUUCUCGAGUUUAUGGGGUUUCAAGCAUUACAGUUGUACGUUAGUUGUUCAACUAGGUCGUUGUAAAUUACUUGUGGACCAAGCCAUUUCGUAACCGCUAUACAACUAUCUGUCUCAAUUGUAUCAGUAAUAUACAAGGAUCUGCAGGCUCAAUAGUCUAUCCAUGUCUCUGCUGUUGAAACGCGUAUAUAUGAGACGCCUGUAUAGUACUAACGUCGAGAAUUUUCCGGAACGACAACAGUGGAAUCUGGACAUAAAGGACCGCCCUUUAGCAAAAAAUCCUAUUUUUUGAUUCGUUUACUCAAGG